This is a messenger RNA of Acaromyces ingoldii, 475 nucleotides long. RefSeq lists its product as hypothetical. The record is from RefSeq and is a predicted model, not a curated record. NCBI's taxonomy places the organism in Eukaryota, Fungi, Basidiomycota, Exobasidiomycetes, Exobasidiales, Cryptobasidiaceae. The transcript has a single exon. The coding region runs from base 103 to 384 and encodes 93 amino acids.
ACAUACUUCUCCGUGGACCAAUGAUAGAGACAAAGCGGACUGUUUCAUCAUCGGGGACGGUGCGAGAUCGCAAAACGUGAUCUCGCGGUGCCGGCGGAGUUGAUGCUGCGCGCUCAGCGGUGCGGCGACACAAGGGGAGAGAUAAAAAGGGGGGAGGGGACGGGCCUCGCUUCUUGCCUCUCUCUCCUUUCUUCUCCAUCCUUCUGCUCGGACUGCACCUUCCAUCCAGUGAGAUCAUUGAUCGAGGAGGAAGCAUUGCUGAUUGCAAACAAAGACGCGAGUUGGCUCCUCUGGCUUGGCGCCAGAGGGAAUCUUUCCCCCUUUCUCACCUUCGGCCAUCUUGGUCUGCUUAUGCCCUCCUUGUCUGCCCUUCUGCUCUUCUGAAAUCCAUCUGUUUGCACGACUUGCUGCUAUUUGCUCCUCUGCAGCCCUUCAGUCAACCUGACAUUCUCCCUUCGACGGUGAAUCCGCUUCA